AGACCAUCUUGCCGAUCGUCUUCUUCCCCAGGUCAGCUGUUCCCCCAUCUACACUCCUCCUGAAUCCUGAUCCAAACCCUAAGCCGUGGUGUGAUCCGUUCCGCCAUGGAAGCGACAGCUCCACCUCCUCCGCUCCCGCUCCUCCCAGACUUCAACCCAGGGGUCCGGUGCUUCCUCGACGCCCGAUUCCGCUCGGCGGUCGACCUCGCCACGGCCGCCGACGUCGAGGCCGAGAUCCGCGGGCGCUGCGCGGAGCUCGAAGCCUUAGUCUCCGACCUGUCCGUACGCAUAUACGAAGCUGCUGCUGCGUAUUCGUCUUGCCGCGAGGCUGCUGGUUCGGCCCUUCGUGGCGUUCGCGGCGGGCUUGGUGCCCUCAAAGCCUCCAUCUCCACAGGGGCUGGAGAAGAGGUGGAGGUGGGAACGGAGCAGAUGCAGUUUGAGCAACUCCCUGCUCUAGCCUCCGAGGUGGCGAGAGUGGAGAUGGUCAGAGAGUAUGCCGAAAUGGCUCUAAAGCUUGACAGUUUGGUGGGUGAUGUAGAAGAUGCCGUCUCUUCUUCUGUUACAGGAAAACUUAAAUCUGUUAGAGACAAUUCAGAGAAAACACAUCAUGUCACGAUUGGAUAUCUUAAAAACAUAGAAGACCUUUUAGCUUUGGUAACCGCGACUAGACCACAAUGGACUCAUCUUCUAUCUGCUGUGGAUCACAGAGUGGACCGAUCUUUAGCUAUAUUAAGACCACAAGCCAUUGUUGAUCAUCGAGCUCUUCUGUCAUCCCUUGGCUGGCCUCCUUCACUCUCUGGCUCAAAAUUUUCAAGUAUUGAUUCAGGGAAACAAGCAGAGAUUGUGAACCCAUUGUUUUCAAUGGCUGGUGACCUUAAGAGCAAGUAUUCUGAGAGCUUUCUUUCACUAUGCAACUUGCAGGAACUGCAGAAACGCAGAAAAGCUCGACAACUGAAAGGGCAUAAUGUGGGCAAUCAACUACGUCAACCAUUAUGGGUAAUUGAAGAGCUUGUAAAUCCAAUAUCUACAGCAGCACAACACCAUUUCUCAAAAUGGAAUGACAAGCCAGAAUUUGUUUUUGCUCUUGCUUAUAAGAUAAUUAGAGAUUUUGUUGAUUCGAUGGAUGAGAUUCUGCAGCCCCUUGUGGAUAUGGCCAAACUUAUUGGGUAUAGUUGCAGAGAGGAGUGGAUUUCAGGAAUUGUCAUUGCAUUGUCUACAUAUUUGGCAAAAGAGAUAUUUCCUAAGCAGAUCGAGCUUCUUCAAGAAAGUAACUCAAGUGAUACAGGCUGCACGCCGUAUCAAGCUAGAGUCUCAUGGCUCAGCCUUGUUGACCUGAUGAUAUCUUUUGACAAGCGAACUCAAGAUUUAAUCUCAGGUACAGGACUGCUACUUACGGUAAAGGAUGAUGACAAUUGGCAGAGGAUCUCAGUCCUCUCUGUCUUCUGUGAUCGACCAGAUUGGCUUGAAGUGUGGGCAGAGAUUGAGAGACAGGAGGCUCUUGAUAAACUGAAAUCAGCAAUGGAGUCGGAGAAAAAUUGGAGUGCAAGGAUUGAGGGAACAAUGCUUGAGUACGGAUCAGAUGAUUACAAGUCUCCAGCAAUCACCACUGCUGUUCAGCAGAGUUUGUCUUUGCUGAUUGAUCGUGCCCGUCCUAUCCCAAGCAUUACACUUAAGGCAGGAUUCAUUAGGAUGUCUGCUUCACCCAUUAUAUCAGAAUUCCAUGGUUACAUGCUCCGGAGGUGUCAAGAAGCAGAGGGGCUAACUGCUCUGGCAGAUGAUAAUGCUCUGCUCAAGGUAUCACAUUCCAUCAAUGCUGCUCGAUACUUCGAAUCCACAUUGACAGAAUGGGGUGAGGAUGUUUUCUUCCUUGAGAUGGAAAAUUUAUCUGUAAAUGGUGAGGGUGGGUGUAUCUUUCAGCAAGAGAUAAAUCAUCUGAAAGAGUUCAGAGUGGAAUGGGUUGAUAAGAUUACCACUGUCCUUUUGCGUGCAUUUGAUUCACGUUCUCGUGAUUAUCUGAAAAACAAGAGGCAGUGGCUGGAGAAAUCAGAGGGGCCUGCUGUAUCCAGAGCCUUCAUAGAAUCUUUAGACUACAUGCAAGGGCAGCUAUCUAAACUGGAAGGUGGCCUAAAUGCCCUUGACUUUGUGACCGUAUGGAGAAGUGUUGCAUGUGGGGUAGACCAGCUGCUUUUCGCCGGCAUUUUCACAGGCGGUACAAAGAUUAGCAAUGGUGGAGUAGAAAGGCUUCAGGGCGACCUGAGCGUUUUAUUUGCUGUAUUUUCAGCGUGGUGUCUAAGGCCCGAAAGCUUCUUCCCAAGACUGUCCGAGGGACUGAGGUUACUGAAGGUUGACGAGCAGCAGCUAAGAGAUGGCGUGUUUACAGAUAAGAAUUGGCUGAGGGAAUAUGGUAUUAGGCAUCUGACAGCUGCUGACUCUGAGAGGAUAAUAAAAAAUCGGGUGUAUGAGGCAUGAUAGUAGUUCGUAACUAACAUGAGUCUGUAACGGUGAAAAAGGAAUUACCAAAUUUAAAAGAGUUUACACUGUAUUACUUCAUACAGAUUUGUACCUUCUCAUCAACUGAUCUAUUCGUAGAUUGGUGUAAUAAGGUACCCUAUUAAAAAAAUAUAUACGGAGACAGAUGAUUUUUUUUGGCAUGA
Messenger RNA from Setaria italica (foxtail millet), 2654 nucleotides. RefSeq names its product RINT1-like protein MAG2. Gene Ontology annotation, biological process: endoplasmic reticulum to Golgi vesicle-mediated transport; retrograde vesicle-mediated transport, Golgi to endoplasmic reticulum; regulation of ER to Golgi vesicle-mediated transport. The record is from RefSeq and is a predicted model, not a curated record. Lineage: Eukaryota; Viridiplantae; Streptophyta; Magnoliopsida; Poales; Poaceae. The coding region runs from base 106 to 2469 and encodes 787 amino acids. Gene Ontology annotation, cellular component: Dsl1/NZR complex. The transcript has 4 exons.